This is a messenger RNA of Lindgomyces ingoldianus, 183 nucleotides long. RefSeq lists its product as uncharacterized. Bases 1 to 183 code for a protein of 60 amino acids. The record is from RefSeq and is a predicted model, not a curated record. Lineage: Eukaryota; Fungi; Ascomycota; Dothideomycetes; Pleosporales; Lindgomycetaceae. The transcript is spliced from 2 exons.
AUGCCAUGCACCCGCUCCCGACGACUUACCAAGGUAGCAAUGGCCUAUAUUCUUGAUGGCAAGACGAAUAAUUUUGGAUUCAGGGCUUGCAACGGGCCGUACUACGGUCUGUACAAAGUGAGCCGUAACGGUCACGUGAUCCGUACAAACGUAUUGAGUUCGUGGGCUGUACUUUACAUUUAA